UUGAGCAACACCAACACAAUGUCGCAAACACUAGCACCACGUAUAGCCCUACGACUGAGCUCAAGAAGCUCACUAAUUGCUUCUUCAAAAGCAAUUGAGUUGCCAUGCCGUAAUCUUUGCGCUUUCCAUGCCUCUACAACGCUAUGUGGCCCAAAGUUAAGGAGCUUCUCCAAGUACCCGCCGCUGUGGAAGAAGGCUGGAAAAGCCAACAAGUCCCAUGCGAAGACUGACUCGAGCCCGCCUGUUGGCCAGACCGGCGAACCUACACCGACCGACGAGAUCUACGACAUGUCAGAGCUUGAGGCUUCCAUACUGAAGGCGAUUGAGAAGCUCACACACGAUCUGGCUCAGCUACGAAGUGGAGGAAGGUUGAACCCAGAUAUCGUCGAGAGCUUGAAGGUGCAGCUCGGCACCGCAGGACAGGGCAAAGAGACUGUCAGACUGGGUGACAUUGCGCAGGUAGUUCCAAGAGGGAGAGUCCUGAACGUCAUCUGUGGAGAUGAUGCACACAUCAAACACAUAAUGAGCGCCAUCGCCGCCUCGCCACACUCCCUCACACCUCUUGCGCCAGAGCAGAACAACCCUCUUACCAUCCAAGUCCCUCUCCCACCGCCGACUGGCGACACACGACGAGACGCGAUCGAGUCUGCGAAGAAGACAUCCGAGAAGGCCGAUGCCAUGGUUCAGCGCGCACGACAGGACCACAACAAGCUGAUCAGGAAGUACGAGCUCAACAGGGAGGUGCGCCCUGAUGACAUUCAGAAGGCGAAGAAGCGCAUGGAAGAGGUUGUCAAGAAGGGGCACGACGAGGUCAAGCGCAUCGCUGAUGGCGCGAAACGAGUGUUGGAGAGCCAGUAG
Macroventuria anomochaeta is the source of this 858-nucleotide messenger RNA. RefSeq names its product ribosome recycling factor. Gene Ontology annotation, molecular function: ribosomal large subunit binding. Gene Ontology annotation, cellular component: mitochondrion. Gene Ontology annotation, biological process: translation. NCBI's taxonomy places the organism in Eukaryota, Fungi, Ascomycota, Dothideomycetes, Pleosporales, Didymellaceae. The record is from RefSeq and is a predicted model, not a curated record. Bases 19 to 858 code for a protein of 279 amino acids. The transcript is spliced from 3 exons.